AUGCUACGCUCCGCUGUUCGCUCGGUUUCAUCAUCCAACAUUCGACCGUUGGCUUCAUUAGGUGCCAGGUGUGCCUCCAGGGUGGAGACUGCACUAACUGGGGCAAGCUUAUCCAUUACCUCCGGGAGCUCGAGGGCUUUCUCAGUAUCGGCUCGUUCCAUGGAGGGUUCUACGCUAAAUUCAUUGGAUACUUUUACGGAGGAGGAGGAGAUGCUGAGGGAAUCUGUCAGACGCUUCGCUACAGACGUCGUGGCUCCCAAGGUCCGGGAAAUGGACGAGAGGGAAAGUAUGGACCCAGAUAUAAUAAAGGGCCUCUUUGAGCAAGGUCUCAUGGGCAUCGAGACUAGCGUAGAGCAUGGCGGUGCCGAAUCAUCGUUUACGUCCGCCAUAAUUGCUAUCGAGGAAUUGGCCAAAGUAGACCCCUCCGUGUCCGUCAUGUGCGACGUCCACAAUACCCUCGUGAAUACCAUCCUGAGGAAGUACGGCACCAAGGAGCAGCAAGAUAAAUGGCUACCACCACUCUCAGAGUCCAAGCUGGGUUCUUUCUGCUUGUCUGAACCUGCGUCUGGGUCAGACGCAUUCUCGCUACAAACGCGUGCCGUCAAGGACGGCAGUCACUGGAUCAUCAACGGGUCCAAGAUGUGGAUCACCAAUUCACAUGAAGCCGAGAUCUUCCUGAUAUUCGCAAACGUCGAUCCGAGCAAGGGGUACAAGGGUAUCACGUGCUUCAUUGCAACGAAGGAUAUGGGUAUUCAGAUCGCAAAGAAAGAGGAGAAGCUUGGCAUUAGAGCUUCUUCGACGUGUACCCUGAACUUUGACGACCUACGGAUACCAGAAGAGAAUAUUAUUGGUGGCGAAGGCAAGGGAUACAAGAUCGCAAUCGAAAUCCUGAAUGAAGGGCGUAUAGGCAUCGCAGCACAAAUGCUCGGCCUCGCUCAAGGGGCAUUCGACAAAGCCGUGCCGUAUACCUACACGCGCAAGCAAUUCGGCCAACCGGUCGGGACGUUCCAGGGCAUGGCUUUCCAGAUUGCACAGGCUGCCGUUGAAAUCGAGAGUGCCCGCCUGCUGACGUACAAUGCUGCUAGACGGAAGGAGGAAGGGAAGAGCUUCACCAAAGAGGCUGCAAUGGCCAAGUAUUGGGCAAGUGUGAUCGCACAACGGGUGUCCGGUCAAGCAAUCGAAUGGGCUGGAGGGGUAGGGUUCACGCGAGAGACCGGGAUAGAGAAGUACUGGAGAGACUCUAAGAUCGGAGCUAUAUACGAGGGGACAUCCAAUAUUCAGCUACAGACGAUUGCCAGGUUCAUUCAGAAGGAGUACUCGUAG
Molecule: messenger RNA, 1323 nt
Organism: Pisolithus orientalis
Lineage: Eukaryota; Fungi; Basidiomycota; Agaricomycetes; Boletales; Pisolithaceae
Product: acyl-CoA dehydrogenase/oxidase
Exons: 8
Coding region: 1-1323 (440 amino acids)
Cellular component (GO): mitochondrion
Molecular function (GO): flavin adenine dinucleotide binding; acyl-CoA dehydrogenase activity
Source: RefSeq, a predicted model, not a curated record